AUGGUCAACACGCCAGGCUUCGAUGCCAACGAUCUAGUGUCGCAUUCCCCGCGUCGCCCGCUCGGUGGGCAGCGGCGCAGCGCUGACCUCGGCCAGGGCGUCCCUGGCAUGCCCGCCAGCCUCCGCCGGCGCGAGCCAGCCCCCGGCGGGCCUGCCGAGGCCAGCCGGGGGCCGGCCCGCCAGCGGGACUUCGGACCGCCGCCUCCGGCCAGCGACGAGGGCGACCACGGCGUGGGCGCCGUCGCCGUCCGCCUCGCUGUUUCCGUAGGCCUCCUGGGACUCCUCCUCCUCCUCUUCCUCCUUCCACUGUUUCUGGGGGGCACCCCUACACAAACGGCUCCAUAG
This is a messenger RNA of Prorocentrum cordatum, 345 nucleotides long. The record is from the annotation of a GenBank genome assembly. NCBI's taxonomy places the organism in Eukaryota, Dinophyceae, Prorocentrales, Prorocentraceae.